AUGGCAUUUACUACUGAAAAUUCAUUAUUAUCACAAGAUAAUUUAUCACCAACUACUUCAACUUCAUAUUCUAUAGAUUCAUUACCUCCUAAUCAAUCACAAUUACAACAAUCACAACAAAGUCUAGAGUCGCCAAAUUACAACAAUAAUAACGAUAACAAUCAUACCAAUAGUAACAGUCACAAGAAUUAUGAAGAUGAAGAUUUUUUUUCACCAGCAGCAUAUUGUUUUAUAUCAGAUCAAAAAGUUCAUUUUGAACCAAUAGAAGAUUAUUCAAAUGAUGAAGAUGAUUUAAAUCAAAUUUCAAAUACUUUUAAAAAAAUUUCAAUAAUAAAAGAUGAUUCCGAUUAUUUACCUGAUAAAUUAUACCUUAAAAAUAAAAAUUUAUUAUAUUCAUUAAAUAAUCCUUCAGUUUCUGAUGUUGAAACUGAUACAAUUAAUAACAACAACAAUCAUUCAAAUUCAACUAACUCAAAUGGUAAUACGUUGGAAAUACCGUCUUCUAAAAACAACUCCAUAACAGAUACGUCAUCCAAUUUCUCCAACUCAGAAUCACAAUCACCAUCACCAAUUGAAAAAUCAAAUAAUAAUAAUAAUUCAACAUCAUCAAUAUAUUUCCCCAAAUUAGUCAUCAACUUAUCAGAAAAUCUCGAAAAUGGAUUUAUAGAAUUGAAAAAAUUAAUAAUGAAAGUAUUUCCAUUUUGGACUGAUUCUUCAAAAUUAGAAAUUAAUCAAGUUACUGGAGGUAUUACAAAUAUGUUAUUAUCAUGUAAAUAUGACACACAAACUAUAUUGAUAAGAGUUUAUGGACAUGGAACUAACCUUAUUAUAGAUAGACAUCGAGAAUUUAUAAGUCAUUUAAUUUUAAAUUCGAUCAAAUUAGCACCACAAGUAUAUGCAAGAUUUAAGAAUGGAUUAAUUUAUGGGUACUUAUCAGGACAUUCAUUAAAACCAGAAGAAUUAUAUAAUGAACAAAUAUAUCCAUUAAUAGCUCAACAAUUAGGGAACUGGCAUAAAUCAUUAAAUUAUAAAUUAAUUGAAGAAGGAGUAGAUAAAAUUCGAGCUUUAAAAUUGAAUAAUAGAAGAAAUUCAUUUAGUAAGAAGAAAUCAUCGAAAAAGAAAAGAUUUAUAUCCAACAUAUGGGAAUUAAUUAACGAUUGGAUUGAAAUAGUACCUAUAAACCCCGACUUGAUAGAUUCGUUCCAAACUAAUUUACCACAUCUAGAAGUAAAUGAACAAAAUUUAAUUGAAGUUAUUAAAAAUGAAUUUAAUUGGUUACAACAAACUUUAGAGAAAAUCAAUUCACCAAUAGUAUCAUGUCAUUGUGAUUUAUUAUCAGGAAAUGUAAUAAUACCAGAUAAAACCACCAACUUUAUAAAUUUACCACCAAUUGAAUCCAAUCCUAUAAAAUUUAUUGAUUAUGAAUAUAUGUUACCAGCACCAAGAGCAUUCGAUAUAGCAAAUCAUUUUGCAGAAUGGCAAGGUUUUGAUUGUGAUAGAGAAGCAAUACCUAAACCAACAAUAGAUAAUCCUAUAAUUAUCAAAUGGUGUAAAAGUUAUUUAAAUAAUGAAGGUCCGAUUAAUGAAGAAGAAAUAACUAAAUUAAUUGAAGAAAUUUCAAUGUUUUAUGGAUUACCUGGUUUUUAUUGGGGGAUUUGGGCAAUGAUUCAAAGUGAAUUAUCAAAUAUAAAUUUUAAUUAUUCAAAUUAUGGUAAAUUAAGAUUAGAAGAAUAUUGGGAUUGGAAAAAUAAAAAUAAAGAAAAAACUGAAUCCAUUAAUAAUCAUUAA
Molecule: messenger RNA, 1788 nt
Organism: Lodderomyces jiufengensis
Lineage: Eukaryota; Fungi; Ascomycota; Pichiomycetes; Serinales; Debaryomycetaceae
Exons: 1
Coding region: 1-1788 (595 amino acids)
Biological process (GO): phosphatidylcholine biosynthetic process; phosphatidylethanolamine biosynthetic process
Cellular component (GO): cytoplasm
Molecular function (GO): ethanolamine kinase activity; choline kinase activity
Source: RefSeq, a predicted model, not a curated record